ACGUGGGCCGGUGACUCCGUCCUUCCCGCAGCGGCCGCGGCGCGCAGGGCACUUGGGUUAGUGGCGCGGCGGGCGGCGCGGACAGUGGAGCCGGACGCCCGCUCCCGCCACCAUGGUCAUCAAGACGGACGAGUUGCCGGCGGCCGCCCCGGCCGACAGCGCCCGGGAGCACGGCUCGCAGGCCGGUAGCAAGGGGCGACCAGGCGCGGCCGAGCCUCCCUCUGUCAUGCUGUUGAAUGGGGACUACCCAGAGAACAUGAAGAAGGAGGAGGUGAUUGAGCCACCCAGGGAAAAUGGGCUGGAUGAGGGUGAGCCAGGAGAUGAGACCACGGGACAGGAAGUCAUUGUCAUUCAAGACACGGGCUUCUCUGUGAAGAUCCUGGCCCCUGGCAUUGAGCCCUUCUCCCUUCAGGUGUCCCCCCAAGAGAUGGUGCAGGAGAUCCACCAGGUGCUCAUGGACCGUGAAGACACGUGUCACCGUACCUGCUUCUCACUACACCUGGAUGGGAACAUGCUAGACCACUUUUCAGAGCUCCGCAGUGUUGAGGGGCUCCAGGAGGGCUCAGUGCUCCGUGUGGUGGAAGAGCCAUACACAGUACGUGAGGCCCGCAUCCAUGUGCGCCAUGUUAGAGACCUGCUCAAGAGCCUGGACCCAUCUGAUGCCUUCAAUGGGGUUGACUGCAAUUCCUUGUCCUUCCUGAGUGUCUUCACCGAUGGCGACCUGGGAGACAGUGGGAAGCGGAAGAAGGGCUUGGAGAUGGACCCCAUCGACUGCACACCACCUGAGUACAUCCUGCCAGGGAGCCGGGAGCGGCCACUAUGUCCUCUGCAGCCCCAGAACCGGGACUGGAAGCCCCUGCAGUGUCUAAAAGUACUCACCAUGAGCGGCUGGAACCCACCCCCUGGGAAUCGCAAGAUGCACGGGGACCUCAUGUAUCUGUUUGUGAUCACAGCCGAGGACCGGCAAGUCAGCAUCACUGCUUCCACGAGGGGCUUCUACCUGAACCAGUCCACAGCCUACCACUUCAACCCCAAGCCUGCCAGCCCCCGCUUCCUCAGCCAUUCCCUAGUAGAACUGCUCAACCAGAUCAGCCCAACCUUCAAAAAAAACUUUGCUGUGCUGCAGAAGAAAAGGGUCCAGCGCCACCCGUUCGAGAGGAUCGCCACCCCAUUCCAGGUGUACAGCUGGACAGCUCCCCAGGCAGAGCAUGCCAUGGACUGUGUGCGUGCAGAGGAUGCCUACACGUCGAGGCUGGGCUACGAGGAGCACAUUCCUGGACAGACCCGGGACUGGAAUGAGGAGCUUCAAACGACAAGGGAGCUGCCCCGCAAGAACCUGCCUGAGCGGCUGCUUCGAGAAAGAGCCAUAUUUAAGGUGCAUAGCGACUUCACAGCCGCAGCCACACGGGGUGCCAUGGCAGUCAUUGAUGGAAACGUGAUGGCCAUCAACCCCAGUGAGGAGACCAAGAUGCAGAUGUUCAUCUGGAACAACAUCUUCUUUAGCCUGGGCUUUGAUGUCCGUGACCACUACAAGGACUUUGGUGGGGAUGUAGCAGCCUAUGUUGCACCCACUAAUGACCUGAAUGGUGUUCGCACCUACAAUGCAGUGGACGUGGAGGGGCUGUACACACUGGGCACAGUGGUGGUAGACUACCGUGGCUACCGGGUCACAGCUCAGUCCAUCAUCCCUGGCAUCCUGGAGCGGGACCAGGAACAGAGUGUCAUCUAUGGCUCCAUUGACUUUGGUAAGACAGUAGUAUCACACCCUCGGUACUUGGAGCUGCUGGAGCGCACCAGCCGUCCCCUCAAGAUCCUGCGGCACCGGGUGCUCAAUGACCGAGAUGAGGAGGUGGAGCUCUGCUCCUCGGUGGAGUGCAAGGGCAUCAUCGGCAACGAUGGGCGCCAUUAUAUCCUUGACCUGCUGCGCACCUUCCCACCUGAUCUCAACUUCCUGCCUGUGGCUGGUGAGGAGCUGCCAGAGGAGUGCAGCCGUGCUGGCUUCCCCCGUGCCCACCGUCACAAGCUGUGUUGCCUGCGCCAGGAGCUGGUAGAUGCCUUUGUGGAGCACAGGUACCUGCUUUUCAUGAAGCUGGCUGCCCUGCAGCUGAUGCAGCAGAAGGCCAGCAAGGUGGAGAACCCCACCUCCUUGGAAAAUGGUGACCUUCCCUCCUCGGAAUCUAAGCAUGAAGACCCUCUGGGAUCUGAGGCAGGAAAUGAGGAGGGCAGUAGUACAAGUGGCCUGGCCAAGGUGAAGGAGCUGGCAGAGACCAUCGCUUCAGACGACAGUACAGCAGACCCCCGGAGCCGGGAGGUGAUCCAUAAUGCGUGCAAGGCUGUGGGCUCCAUCAGCAGCACGGCCUUUGACAUUCGCUUCAACCCUGACAUAUUCUCACCAGGGGUUCGCUUCCCUGAGUCCUGCCAGGACGAAGUUCAGGAUCAGAAGCAGCUGCUAAAAGACGCAGCUGCCUUCUUGCUCUCUUGCCAGAUUCCUGGCUUGGUGAAGGACUGUACAGACCAUGCAGUGCUGCCCAUGGACGGGGCCACACUGGCCGAGGUGAUGCGCCAGCGUGGCAUCAACAUGCGCUACCUAGGCAAGGUGCUGGACCUGGUUCUGCGGAGCCCAGCCCGUGACCAGCUGGACCACAUCUAUAAAAUCGGCAUUGGAGAGCUCAUCACACGCUCUGCCAAGCAUAUCUUCAAGACGUACUUACAGGGAGUUGAGCUCUCAGGCCUCUCAGCUGCCAUCAGCCACUUUCUAAAUUGCUUCCUGAGCUCCUACCCCAACCCUGUGGCCCACCUGCCUGCUGAUGAGCUGGUCUCCAAGAAGAGGAACAAGAGGAGGAAAAACCGGCCCCCAGGGGCUGCAGAUAACACCGCCUGGGCUGUCAUGACCCCCCAGGAGCUCUGGAAGAACAUUUGCCAGGAGGCCAAGAAUUACUUCGACUUUAACCUUGAGUGUGAUGCCGUGGACCAGGCUGUGGAGACCUAUGGCCUGCAGAAGAUAACGCUGCUGCGGGAGAUCUCCCUCAAAACUGGAAUCCAGAUCCUGCUGAAGGAGUACAGCUUCGACAGCCGCCACAAGCCAGCCUUCACCGAGGAGGAUGUGCUCAACAUCUUCCCCGUAGUCAAACACGUCAACCCCAAGGCUUCGGAUGCCUUCCACUUCUUCCAGAGUGGGCAGGCCAAAGUACAGCAGGGUUUCCUGAAGGAGGGCUGUGAACUUAUUAACGAGGCCCUGAACCUGUUCAACAAUGUGUAUGGAGCCAUGCAUGUGGAGAUCUGCGCCUGCCUGCGCCUCCUGGCCCGACUCCACUAUAUCAUGGGCGACUACGCUGAGGCACUGAGUAACCAACAGAAGGCAGUGCUGAUGAGCGAGCGAGUGAUGGGUAUUGAGCACCCAAACACAAUCCAGGAAUAUAUGCACCUGGCCCUUUACUGCUUCGCCAGCAGCCAGCUGUCCACGGCCCUGAGUCUGCUGUACCGUGCUCGCUACCUCAUGCUGCUUGUGUUUGGGGAGGACCAUCCUGAGAUGGCACUACUGGACAACAACAUUGGGCUGGUGCUGCACGGCGUGAUGGAGUACGACCUGUCUCUGCGCUUCCUGGAGAAUGCACUGGCUGUCAGCACCAAGUACCAUGGGCCCAAGGCCCUCAAGGUGGCCCUCAGCCACCACCUUGUCGCCCGGGUCUACGAGAGCAAAGCUGAGUUCCGGUCAGCCCUGCAGCAUGAGAAGGAAGGCUACACCAUCUACAAGACCCAGCUGGGUGAGGACCAUGAGAAGACCAAGGAAAGUUCUGAGUACCUCAAGUGCCUGACUCAGCAGGCCGUGGCCCUGCAGCGCACCAUGAAUGAGAUCUACCGCAAUGGCUCCAGCGCCAACAUCCCAGCCCUCAAGUUCACAGCUCCCAGCAUGGCCAGUGUCCUGGAGCAGCUCAACGUCAUCAAUGGCAUCCUCUUCAUUCCUCUCAGCCAAAAAGACUUGGAAAAUCUGAAGGCUGAGGUGGCACGGCGGCACCAGCUCCAGGAGGCCAGCAAAAACAGGGAUAAGACCGAGGAGCCCAUGGCCACUGAGUCUGAGCCAGCGAGGGCCCCAGAGGAUGUGGGCUCCCAGCCCCAGGCUGCCAAGGACCCUUCCUCCCAGAGUUUGCAGGGAUAAAAAAGGGAGAGACAGAUGGACAUUCAGCGGCCCCGUUACCCAGUGAUCCAGACAGACUCCAGGAGAAGGGGGCAUGUCCUGCAGAUUGGGAGAGGAAGCCAGUCCCUCUUCUUCCAUGUUCCACCCCAACCCCACCCCAGCAUCCUCCUAGGAUCCCAACCUGGCCUGCCUGCCCCCUAAAAGAUGUGUUUUUGCACUGGUUCAAUGAAUACACAAUGCAGAGGCCUAAUUGAAGACAUGUGAAUGGAGUGUGUGGGCAUUGGUUCCAACUGGGGGGCAGGUGCCCUUCAGGCCCCCCGUCCUCAAGCAGGUGUGUGCAAGUGUGUCCAUGCCCGUGAGUCUUGAUUCUUCCCUCCUAACUUGUACAUACCCCCCCAGUCAGUCCUAAGUGGAUGACGUGCAGAUGCGAUUUCUCAGGUCAUUUGUAUGUUUGACAUUAUGGCUGCUGCUUUUGCUGCCACUACCCCUGGGCCAAGCCUGGCUUAAAGUCCAGGUUUAAGCCAAAAAAGAUGGUGGGAGGUGGGGGUGGAAGAGCUCUGUGGCAGGGCUGGAGAGUUGGGGUGUACUAUAGUUUUGUGGCAAGGUGAGAGCUACAAUGGCUUUGUUAAUCCUGAUUAGGACCUGGCCUGGCUUCAGAGUAAAGUGAAGGGGCUGGUGGUGGUGGACUCCAGACAGCCACGGGUCCAUCAGGAGGCACUGCCUUAAGCUCUCACUUGCCUCACCAAACCCUAGGUGGGUCUAACCCUCGGGGCCACAGUCUGAAUGUAUCCUUCACCCCAUUUUAACCUAAGCUGCCUAACGCACAGUGUGGGGUAGGUGGGUGAGGGGCUGGGGACCCAGGGCUGAAUCAUGGAUCCUGGGGAUCCAGAUAGUAGUGAUUGUCACCCCUUUGUGGAGCCCAGCUCCUUACCUGACCCUUGCCACACAAGCACCUUCUACAAGAAAGUAGCUCUGGAGGUGGUGGACACCCGACCACCCCAGCUCCUCCCUCUCCCGCCUGCCUGUGUCGCUUUUCUGUGCCUGCUGUCCCAGGAGAUGGCCAUCCUGCAAGCCCAAGGGAGCUGUUCUGGGCAGAACCUCUGCCCAGGGCUUUCUGGAGCUGCUAAUGGGUAAUAGGGUCUGUCCAGGCACUUUGUUUCAAAAGGAGUGGGUGUGAGCUAGCAAGCAAGGCAUCCCCACAGCUGAUCAAGAACUUUUUCUUGUUUUUAAACCAUCACGUCUUCAUUUCACAUUGGAAUAAAGUGAGUUUUUGAAACCUGCUGCCCUAGCCUCACCUGUGUGCUAUGUAACCCAGUCUCUUGUCUGACUGUGAGGCCCUCAAGAUGUCUUUCUAUACCUUAGGUCAAAUUCAAGAUUAUGCCUAGGUCACUUAAGUGGGAGGAAAGGGAGUAGAGUUCUAGGUACUCAGCUUGUCACACAGGUGACAAGAGGAAAAGGCUGAAGGCUGGGUGGGGGAGAGAACACUGGACAGCUAACAGGCUGGGCAACCCUCCUCUACAGUGGGAAUGUCAAGUUAAUCAGAGUGCACUUUAGAGCCAGUUCAUGGAGGGCUAAUGAGUGGGGGAAAUAUGAACCCAAUUAGGUGGAUUUGAAGAGAGCCUGUGAAAAGGGUUUAAAGAGAGGGGUGAUUACAUCUCAGUGGCUGCUACUCAGCCACCCCUUUCUAGAGCAGGCAGGCCCUGGGACCUCAUUACUCUUGAAGUCCUUCUGGUUUUAUUUGUGUGCUGUGGAAUCCCAAGCCCUUGAAAGCCUUUUUGAAUACUUGGAGAGUCUUGUGUCUGAAAAGAAAAAAAAAAAAAAUUCAAGCCUAAUGUGUUAGUUCUCCUGAGCCAACUGGAGGACUGCCUGAUCUUGAGAGUUUAAGUGACCUCUAAGCAUAGCCGUCAGUACCUUGACCAUGUAAAGCUAGUGUAUGUUCCCCACCAACAGUUUUAAUCUCGUGCUUGUGUUCUAAACAUGCUUUCCUCUGGCUCUCAUCCAGUGAGCAUGAGUCACAAGUCGUUUCUGCAGACGGGACAUCCAUGUAAAGCUGACACUGGCUUGGGUGAUUAUUGUGCCAACUAGUGAACCAUUUUUCUUUUUUUUUUGGUGGUAUGGGUAUUUGAACUCAGGUUUUGCAUUGAUUGGCAAGUGUUCUACCACUUGAACCACACCUCCAGCUUCUGGUUGAUCCCUUAAGCAUAUUAGCAUACUAGUGCUGUGAGACACUGAGAUCUCAACCAAACUAGGGGCAGUUUUAUAAAAGAAAUGGGGAGCAGAAAUGUGAAGUCCACCCUUUCUUUUUAGCU
Castor canadensis (American beaver) is the source of this 6444-nucleotide messenger RNA. It is a transcript of the gene Cluh, whose product is annotated as clustered mitochondria homolog. Gene Ontology annotation, molecular function: protein binding; mRNA binding. Gene Ontology annotation, cellular component: cytoplasm. The record is from RefSeq and is a predicted model, not a curated record. Lineage: Eukaryota; Metazoa; Chordata; Mammalia; Rodentia; Castoridae. Gene Ontology annotation, biological process: organelle organization; intracellular distribution of mitochondria.